Messenger RNA from Lepidothrix coronata (blue-crowned manakin), 1389 nucleotides. RefSeq names its product AF4/FMR2 family member 2 (gene AFF2). NCBI's taxonomy places the organism in Eukaryota, Metazoa, Chordata, Aves, Passeriformes, Pipridae. Gene Ontology annotation, biological process: regulation of RNA splicing. The transcript is spliced from 9 exons. The record is from RefSeq and is a predicted model, not a curated record. Gene Ontology annotation, molecular function: G-quadruplex RNA binding. The coding region runs from base 64 to 1389 and encodes 441 amino acids. Gene Ontology annotation, cellular component: nuclear speck.
GGUUAUCCUGGAGAAACCAGCCUCUAUGCACCUGCCUGAAGAUGAGCUACAACACAGCCGAAAAUGCAGCAGUCACAGCACCAGAAUCACUAUGAACAAGACCGGAGUGCACUUAAGCGGAAGGAGUGGGAGAGAAGAAACCAGGAAGUCCAGCAAGAUGAAGAUCUCUUUGCUUCAGGUUUUAACCUCUUUGGGGAACCCUACAAGACAAAUAAAGGCGACGCCCUUGCAAACCGUGUCCAGAACACAUUGGGAAAUUAUGAUGAGAUGAAGGAUCUGUUAACCAACCACUCCAACCAGAGCCACCUUGUAGGAAUCCCAAAGAAUUCUGUCCCACAGACACCCAUUGACAAAAAUGAACAGAACUUUUUUCCAGAACCGAGAAACAGGAUGAUCCCAUCUCAUCAGAUCAGCGGCAAUUCAUCGACAUCAAUGCCUCCUCCUUCUUCAUUGUCAUCAAAUUCUGCUUUGCUACACAGUCACCAGAGCAGCAGGAAGUCGAGGACAGACUGGUCACGUGGUGGUCACAACUCUAGUGGGGCCCAGCCAAGCCAAUCCAGCGGUCAGCAGAGUCGGACAAAGCAUAGCUCUUCCCAUGACCAGUCACAGGGCAGGUAUGAAGACCUCUAUAACUGUCAGAGUGAGCAGCAUAAAAGUGGAGGGACUGAGGAUGCAAAUUCUAUGGCAGCAUCUUCACAUUCGAGGAGGCAUGCUCAUGCAAAGUCAGCACCUGGCGAGCACUCUUACAAAGAAAACAGUCAUUCCAAGUCGCCCACCGAGCUGGAGUUUGUAGGCCAUGGUCCUGGCUCUCCGCUUCCUUCCACUUCUUUGUUAACUGCAAACAAUGGUCUUUCGACUCAGAAUUUCCCACCAGGACUUCACUGUAAAAACAGCAUGGUCCAGCAAAAGCCUACAGCAUAUGUCAGGCCUAUGGACGGUCAGGACCAGGUACCCAAUGACUCACCUGAACUGAAACCCCCACUAGAAAUUGAGAGUGGAUAUGGAAAUCAGUCCUUUGGAACACUGCUGGAAGGAAAAGUGAACACACCUAGUUCGAAGAACAAAGUACCAAAGCUCAACAUUCCUCCUGUUAGUGAAGUUACCCUUCCCAAUGACUCCAGUUGUGUGGAAGAAAUACUGCGGGAGAUGACCCAUUCCUGGCCUCCUCCUCUUACUGCUAUUCACACUCCCGGCAAGGCUGAGCAGACCAAGUUUUCUAUCCCAAGCAAGGACUCCCAACAUCUGACCUCAGGAUACAAUGUACAAAAGUGGAGUGAUCCAGCAGGGAAAGUUGCAACUAAGUCAGUGCCACAAAAGUCAAUGCUUGAGGAUGAUCUGAAACUCAGCAGUGAUGAAGAUGACAGUGAACAGGUGCUGAAAAGGGCAUGA